UUAGGAGAUGCUUCGGAGAACUACAUACUAUCACUGGAUCCCAUGAAACAAUACGAAUGUAUGCCAAGCUUGGCUCUCGAUGUCCUUGUGAAAGCACAUGAGAAGCUUGGUAAGGCGAAAAAGUGUGGUGAUAACGAGUUCCUGCUAUUCUUCAUGAAACAGUUGCAUAUAUGUAUAUCUAACGAAAAACUCAUGAAACUGUUACAAACGGAUGGAUUUUUGUGGUUGUGGUCAAAUGUCUCUGAGGAAAUAUCGCAGUGUCUCCAUUGUGUGUUUGGACGUUAUUCUAAGCGCCGUCGUGUGUUGGAAGAUCAUGAAUGUUCUGUGAAUCACAGCGUUCUAAAUGACUAUUCAGUGAUGAUCCUAGAACUCGCCAUGCCCCAUCCUUUGCCUAAGUAUGACGAUAAGGUUAGUUUGUCUGCGCUCUUAGAGGUGCUUAAUUGCAUAAGGGCGCGUGUGGCUUUCAGCAUUGUCAUCGUUUUCAGUUUAAAGUGGCCUAUGGUAAAUAAUGAGUCUUACGUUCAAUCUUGUGUUUGGUAUCUCAUGGCUCUACACCAUUACCGCCAAAGCAAUCAUAAUGAGAUUGAGAUUUAUUCCAAGGUAGAUGUAAAUUUUUUAUUGUGCACUAUCGGGCUUUUUACCUUUCUACCUUUUUCCACCUUUCUACCUGUUGCCUUUUUACCUUACCUUUACCUUUUACCUUUAUUUAAGAUGGACGACGAUUUACUGUAUUUGGAGUGGCCAUGGCAUGUAAUACCGUUCCGAGUCUCUAUUUUAGUAGACAGCACUGUUGGAGUCGUUUUCUUCCAGCUUGCUAACACUCUUUAUCAAAUAGCAACUCGACUUUCGCGUUACUUUCUUACGGUACCCUCCGAUGAUUGGAGACUGCGUUAUUCAACAUCUGUCCUCAGAAAUCUCCGACAGGAAUCACAAAGUCUUUUUGAAGAAGCGCUAUCUCAAGCAUUUCACUGGGAAACUGGUGGUAUCUGUGAGUACCAAUGGUUGUGUUAUUUCUUUUUGGCAAAGUUACAGACGAAAUUAGAUGAAGACGAGGUUGCUGUAGAUGGAUUCUACGAGGCUGCAUGUUCAUGCGAAUUGUCUGAGUUCUUUUAUCCCAUCAAAAUUAGUGUGAAGAAACAGCAAAAUAUCGAGCCUGUUGAGGUUCAUUACCAGAUUCAUGCUACCGUUUGGAAAUAUCUUCGAAAGAAAUUGGAAAUGAUUCUGGAAUUCGUAGAAUGCUCGAUAUUUUCCUCAGUUCAGGUAGUGCGGAGUAACCUUUCACUUUUCUCUGCACAUCCUGAAAUUCACGAAGCCCUCAUCUAUAUGACCAUUGACUGCAACCCUUCGGUGGAAGACGGUGUAGCGGAAUGUUUGACAUGUGAGCGUUUUCCACAUAUGAAAUCGUAUUAUCGACUAGCAGAAAUGGAGUUGAGCCAAGGAAAUAUUGAAGUAGCUUAUGUCCACCUCUUAAAACACGUGUUCAGGCGAAGGAAGCGUGAUGAUUCCCUGUUUGAUGUGAAGUUUAUUCUGAAAGAAAGACAUGGUGCAUUACUAACGCAUGCUGUUAGUCGUCUUCAUAUUUUGGCGAUGGAAUCCUCAUCACCAAAGCACCUACGCUCUGAUAUGUAUCGUGCUUGGCAGGCCGUUAGCAAGUAA
Angiostrongylus costaricensis is the source of this 1656-nucleotide messenger RNA. NCBI's taxonomy places the organism in Eukaryota, Metazoa, Nematoda, Chromadorea, Rhabditida, Metastrongylidae. The record is from the annotation of a GenBank genome assembly.